AUGUCUGGAAGUCAACUUCGAGAAAGAUUGAUAACUAUAGAAGAAAGCAAUGAAGUUGACUUUGAUGCCAUUCGAGGUAACACAUUUUGUCGGAUAAUAUAUAAUCCUGUUGCAUCUUUUCCUAAUUUGGGAUUGUUGCUUCCGUCUACAGUCUUUGUUAAAUGGUACAACUAUCCUGAGCAGGCUCGAGAAAAUUUUCCUGAUAAAGAUAGUUACUACGACAUGUACGUCAAUGAGCUUGAAAUUAAUGAGAUGCUUGCGAAUUCGUCUUUUGCUGCAAAAUUCGCAAAGCUUAUAGUUUCUGGAUACUGGAAUGGUAUUCCCAGCCAGCCGAUGCAUAUAUUUGAAGAUUUGGGAGAAGAAAUGCCGUCUACUGAAUGGGAUAAAUAUAGGGUGCAUAAAGCGGUUACGGAGAGGCUCGCGGAACUCCAUCUGUUGGGAAUUUCGCAUAAUGAUAUUAGAGUCGACAACAUACAUGUUUCGAUAUCGGGAAGAAUCACUUUGAUAGAUUUUGGGUUAGCUGUUCACCCAAGUAGUGAAGAGCGGAAAAAAAGAGACUUUGAAGCUCUUGAUGAGCUUGUCCCAAUUACUGGUUAUGGCAUUUCUGGGGAGGAUAAAAUCCGUGAUGUUGUCUUAGCUAAAAACGAAAAUAAUGAAAGUAGAUUGAAUGAUCAUGCAAACUCCAGUGACGAAAUGGUUUUUGACGAACUGGUUUUAGAGUCUGAUGAUACUCCAGGGUCUACUAAGGUUGACUCCAAUUCGAAAUGUGAUGAAACUUGA
This is a messenger RNA of Debaryomyces fabryi, 780 nucleotides long. RefSeq lists its product as uncharacterized. Lineage: Eukaryota; Fungi; Ascomycota; Pichiomycetes; Serinales; Debaryomycetaceae. The transcript has a single exon. Bases 1 to 780 code for a protein of 259 amino acids. The record is from RefSeq and is a predicted model, not a curated record.